AUGGCACUGGAUGAUGAUGAUGUGAAAAUCUGGUUUCAAAACAGACGAAUGAAGUGGAGAAAUUCCAAGGAAAGAGAACUGUUGUCAACAGGAGGCACUCGUGAGUCUACUCUCCCCAAUAAAAGUAACCCCAACCCUGACCUCAGCGAUGUGAGGGAGACGGACGAGUCCAAACACGGUCUUAUGGGGGUGGACAGCAUGUACAGAGAGCAAUCUGGAUCGCCCUCCGCCAGCCCCGUGUCCAGUAUACCAGCAAGUCCCGUCACGGCGGUUGGUCAAGAAUCUCUGAUGCACCACCAUCAUCCGGUGGCGCAUGCGCAAGAAGAGGAAAGUGACAUCGACUCCGACGAAGAAAUCACCGUGUCAUGA
Molecule: messenger RNA, 369 nt
Organism: Aplysia californica (California sea hare)
Lineage: Eukaryota; Metazoa; Mollusca; Gastropoda; Aplysiida; Aplysiidae
Product: homeobox protein DBX1-like
Exons: 2
Coding region: 1-369 (122 amino acids)
Biological process (GO): regulation of transcription by RNA polymerase II
Molecular function (GO): DNA binding
Source: RefSeq, a predicted model, not a curated record